CGUAUCUUCAGUCGACCGUCACGUGAGCCAACCCGGAAAUACUCUACUACUACAACAGGAACACUACGAGCUAUGAGUAGCGUUAGCUAAUGCUGGCUUAUCACCUAAAUCACAUGGUUUGAUUGUUUUUAGAGAUUCAAAGUGCGUCGGAAGACGAGCGACACUCAUUUCCGUGCAACAACAAAAGUCUCUGUGAAUCUUUAAAAAGUGUCUCUAGUAGACGAUAUUCUCCUCCUGUUGGCUAGUGUUAACCACUACAACAAUGAGUCUGGCGGUAGCCCGAGAACCCCGCAACACUGCGGGGAACCGCAUGUCCAAACUCCUCGAUGCUGAAGAGGAGGACGACUUCUACAAGACUACCUAUGGCGGGUUCAAUGACGAAUCGGGGGAUGACGAGUACCACGGCGAGCACUCGGACACGGAGGACGAGGUGGACAGCGACUUCGACAUCGACGAGGGAGACGAGCCCGACAGCGACCAGGAGGACGCGGCGCCGCGCAAGAAGAUGCGAGUCGUCACUAAAGCCUAUAAGGAACCCAUUAAGGUUGCGAAGCCCAAGCCCAAGAAACCGGCAGAGGAACAGAAGAAGACAGAGAAAACCAAAGUAGAACUGAAGAGGAAGAUACCAGUGGAGUUCGAAGACUUUGCGGAGACCCGUAAGUCCGUGCGCCAGUCCACCAGCGAGCACACGCGCAAGACCAACCUGCGGCUGCAGGAGCGCCAGGAUGCCCCGCGGCGGAGGAGGGGGGCUCACCGAGACCGCCCUCUGACCCAGGACGAGCUGCUGGCCGAGGCCAAGAUCACGGCGGAGGUCAACAUCCGCUCGCUAGAGAACUACGAACGGCUGGAGGCGGACAAGAAGAAGCACGUGCACAAGAAGCGGCGCUUCGACGGCCCCACCAUCCGCUACCACUCGGUGCUCAUGCCCCUGGUGUCCCACUCGCUCCUGAGGGAGGAGAAUGUGGACGUGGAAGGCCUGGACCAGGACGUCCCCGCGACCACCUCUGCCGCCCACCCCGCCUCCACCUCGACCACGCCCACCCCCCCGGGGGGGCUCUGCUCGCGGACGUACAUCACCUUCAGCGACGACGACGCGCUGGAGACAGCCUUCCCCGCCGCGGCGCAGGCCUCGGCGCUGCCGCCCGUCCAGGAGGUGUGCCCUGUGACGCACAAGGCGGCGCUGUACCGCGACCCCGUCACCGACAUCCCCUACGCCAACGCCCGCGCCUUCCGCAUCAUCCGCGAGGCCUACCGCAAGUACGUGGCGGCGCACGGCUUCCCCAACCCCGGGGCCGUCGGCGCAGCGACGGGGCUCGAGCCCUCGGCCGCCGCCAAGGGCGUCCGGCAGAAGAUGGCGGUCAAGCAGGGCGCCGUGGCGACAUAGGAGCGGUCGCCAUGGCGACAGAGGCGAGGUCGUCGCGGUGACCUAGGCGUGGUCGGACGCGACGGUGGUAUUUUCAUGUUUCUUUUGUUUUUGUUUUGUGUGUUUUUCUACCUGGGGUGGGGGGGAAACAAGACAUUAAAUGGACGGACUAUAUCGCAGGGGCAGAAGGGUAAGACGUUGUCCUUAUUGGCGUUUCGUGGCCGAGUUCCCUGGAACUCAGCCACGACGGGAUGCUCAGGAUGCUCAUGGAGUGGAUGAGCAUCCUGUCAACUUCCUAUCGGGGAACUAAUGCUUCCAUUGACUUUCAAAUGUUAUGAAUAAAACAAACGUAAUAUUGAGGUCAAAGGCGCAUGUUUUUUAGGGUGCACUCACACUAGGCCAUCUGGCCGUGGCCGUUGGCCGUUUUCACACCUAACCGUGCUCAAAUGGCCCCUUUGUUCUCUGGCCUGCACUCACACUAGGCCAUCUGGCCAUGGCCGUUGGCCAUCGCACUCGCAACUGUGGCCUGGUCACGGUAGGCUCUUGUACAUACGUCAUCACGUCGUAAGUAACGCGUCAUCACCAAGCGUCCGCUGCAUGGACCAUAAUAAAGUCUGCCGCCAGUCAGAGUUUUAACAACAAUGGACAACAAAACAGAGAACACAGUUCGCACUUUGCUGAGUCUGUUGCUUAUUUGGAUAUAUGUUUACCGUUUAAUGGGAAAGAAGGCUCGUCGCCGUUAUUAUGUCCGUGGUCGUCGCAUGGACUAUACGUCAUCCAGCUCAGGUUGCGUAGCCGUGCGUGUCGGCUCAUUAGCAUCUGUACCGUAGCGGCCCGGACCGUAGCAGCAGACCUCUCCCAAGUGGCCAAAUUGGCCUUGCCUGGCCAGACUGGCCACACUCACACUGGCAGAUUUGAGCAAGGUUAGGGGUGAAAACGGCCACGGCCAGAUGGCCUAGUGUGAGUGCACCCUUAUCCCGCUAUUGCUCAUGGAAUAAUACUUUUGUCAGAAGAAAGAAAUCUGAAAUAAAUGACAUUUCAAUUAACAGAAUCCAUUUUAAUUAUGGCCCAUUUUCACAACAACCACAAAACAAGUGUGGCUGAAUCCUACUUAGUCAUUGUCACUAUCAUCACAUUCUUUUAACAGUUCUUAGGAAAGGGAGGUAUACAAUAAUAUAAAUACUUAACACACAAAGGAUGGUUUGUUAGAGGUUCUGCAUAUUUCUCUCUCUCUAGUUGGGCUUGGCUUGGCUGUCUUUUACAGCUUGUUCCUCAUUCAUCAAAGGAAUUAAAUAACCAAACAAAAAACGUACAUCAACACGCCGUGAUGAAGGCCAGGGAUUUAUUACCCAGCCGUUGUGUUUGUGAAGACAGAAUGCUGCUGAAUAAACGCUGGUGCUUCUGAAGUUGCUGAUGUAUGUGCUUGCGCAUCAUAAAGCCAAGGGUGACGCAAAAAACAACCGAAAAAGACCUGCAGAGAACCGCCGGAGCUAAGCAGAUUUCAGACGGCUCGUUCAUUAGUCAAAAUCACAGCUAAGCUUGUCAUUGGCAUUUAAGCUUUUCAUAAUUAUCUAUGCACCCUUGUUUUUUUUAUUUAUCCAAAUGCCUUUUAGUGCUCUGAAGGAUCUUUUUUGCAUUCCUUUUCGUUCACGAGAACCAACAAUUUGUGAUGUGAGACUUCCCGAGGCCCGGACGUAAUAUUUGAAAUGAGUUAUUGAAUUGUUUGUUCGAAUUUUGUAAAUGCUUUUCCAUUGAACCUAUUUCGCUGUGCAUCGACUUAUUUUUAAACUCCUGCGGAGCUUCUUGAAGACCGAUCUCGUUCCUUCUCAAGGCUUCCUCGUUUUCUCCCCCGCAGAGAAGGCGUUGUUUGGCCGUGCCGCAUAUUUAGCUAUGCUCCAUAUAUAUUUUUUUACCCAGUGAUUGGGAAAAAGGUGGAACUACGGCCAGUACCUUGGGGCUGCAUUUAACUUGUAUUUUUAAAUAUUCCACCUUCUCAAAUGAUGUAAUUGAAAACAUUUCAGUAUAGUACACACACACACACACACACACACACACACACACACACACACACACACACACACACACACACACACACACACACACACUCUCUACUAUGUACUCGUUUAAUGCCACAGCUUUCAGACCAGGAAGGGAAGACUGUGUGAUUGUAUCCUCACUUGUUCUAGUAUGGUAGUUGCCAUGGUGAUGCGUGUAGGUGGUGUAGUCCGUGCUGUACUCUGCGCUGUACACCCCCCCUCCGCCCCCCUUCAUCUCCCUCUCCCUAGCGCUCUCCCUCUCUUGCCUAUACUCUGACCAUGUAGGCCUACUCCAUCAUACAUCGCCCUGCAUAGUUAUUGCGGACCUUUUUAAUGACAUCGUGUGAUCAUUGACUUCAUUGUUUUGCACCAGUCUCUGCGAUGUCGGUCGUUUCAUUGCUUAAUCUCCCCCUGUUAUUAGUCCCUCUGUUAUUUCAUCAGUUUCCAUGGCGAUGGGCUUGCGAGUGAGUGAACGGGUGAAUGAGUGAGAUUGAUGGAGAAGGCAGAACAUCUGGUAUAGUCUCUUGUUUUAUUGUGUGGUCUGCAGUAGGCCUACCGAAUCCCAUGUUGGUUUUUUUUCUCCAAAUGUGAGAAUCUCAUGCUGUGAUUUGAUGGGCCUCUGCAGCAGAAAUUUAACUUGUGCAUAAAAACAAUACACAGGCCAACCUGCAUUUGAUUGCACAAAAAAUACUUUGAAUCUAGAAAGGAUGUUUUUGAGUCUGAAUUUUGUUGAUUUGCUGAAUUUCAGGGAUUUCACAUUUGUGUCAUUAAAACACAGUAUUUAUAUACAGCCCUGGCUGCCGGCUUUUGGAAACAAAUGAAUAAAAUUGCCUUUUCAAAACUAAUCAGAACUCGAUUACCAUCACCAUAUAGCUCUUUUUACCCCCACCCUGCAAGGUUUUCUUUCCUUGGCUCUCGACAAACUGAUAAGAAGUGCACGGUGCCGUGGUACGGAGGCGUUGGUUUCCGUUUAACGCUCAUCUCCGCCCUUGAGGGAGCGACUUCGAGCUCUGCCGAGCGUCUUGUUCGCAGAUCCAUACACAACCACAGAUAGCCCCCCAAAAACGAGCUGCGAUGGCCAA
This is a messenger RNA of Gadus chalcogrammus (walleye pollock), 4481 nucleotides long. It is a transcript of the gene vps72a, whose product is annotated as vacuolar protein sorting 72 homolog a. Gene Ontology annotation, molecular function: ATP-dependent H2AZ histone chaperone activity. The record is from RefSeq and is a predicted model, not a curated record. The transcript has 6 exons. Lineage: Eukaryota; Metazoa; Chordata; Actinopteri; Gadiformes; Gadidae. The coding region runs from base 263 to 1384 and encodes 373 amino acids. Gene Ontology annotation, cellular component: nucleus. Gene Ontology annotation, biological process: regulation of DNA-templated transcription; chromatin remodeling.